AUGCCUUAUGGGGCUCAAAAGUCUGCAAUUGUACAGGCAAGGUUAAGUCAAUUUCAAGAGAACGAGACGAAUGUUGUGCACUUUCGCGAAAUACCCUCUCAUGUCCUGCAAAAGGUGUGCAGUUACUUCGCCUACAAAGUGCGCUACAGCAAUUCCUCCUCGGAGAUACCCGAGUUUCCCAUUGCCCCGGAGAUCAGUCUUGAGCUUCUAAUGGCUGCCAACUUUCUCGACUGUUAG
This is a messenger RNA of Hydatigera taeniaeformis, 237 nucleotides long. Lineage: Eukaryota; Metazoa; Platyhelminthes; Cestoda; Cyclophyllidea; Taeniidae. The record is from the annotation of a GenBank genome assembly.